UGCGGCUCUAGUCUCGCGAGAGUCGGUCGAGCGCGGGAGGAGGAGGAGGGCGCAGUUGGAGAGGACCGUCGGCCAGUGAUUCUGAAGUGAGAAUUAUUUGUACAAUGUCACAGUCUUCAGACAAGUUCAAGAUGUUGCAACAGCAACAGCUACUACAGCAACAACAAGGACAGCAGCAACAAGCCCAGUUCACAAAUCCUGAAACUCCUGGGUAUGUGGGAUUUGCAAAUCUUCCAAACCAGGUACAUCGCAAGUCUGUGAAGAAAGGAUUUGAAUUCACACUCAUGGUAGUUGGUGAGUCAGGUCUGGGAAAAUCAACACUCAUUAACAGCCUAUUUCUGACUGACCUCUACCCUGAAAGAAUUAUUCCAGGAGCUGCAGAGAAAAUUGAAAGAACUGUCCAAAUUGAGGCUUCUACUGUAGAGAUUGAAGAGCGUGGAGUAAAGCUGCGUCUGACGGUGGUUGACACACCAGGAUAUGGAGAUGCCAUAAAUAGUCAGGACUGCUUUAAGACAAUUAUUUCUUAUGUCGAUGAGCAGUUUGAACGCUAUCUACAUGAUGAAAGUGGAUUGAACAGACGUCAUAUUGUUGAUAACCGGGUCCACUGCUGCUUUUAUUUCAUCUCACCUUUUGGCCAUGGAUUGAAGCCUCUAGAUGUGGAGUUCAUGAAAGCUAUACACAAUAAAGUAAAUGUUGUUCCUGUCAUUGCCAAGGCAGACACCCUUACACUGAAGGAAAGAGAGAGACUCAAAAGAAGGAUCCUUGAUGAGAUUGAGGAACACGGUAUUAGGAUUUACCACCUGCCUGAUGCAGAAUCUGAUGAAGAUGAAGAUUUCAAGGAGCAAACUCGCGUUCUUAAGACCAGUAUCCCUUUUGCUGUUGUUGGAUCAAAUCAGUUGAUUGAGGCAAAAGGUAAAAAGGUCCGAGGACGUUUGUAUCCAUGGGGAGUGGUGGAAGUGGAGAACCCAGAGCACAACGACUUUCUGAAGCUGAGAACAAUGUUAAUAACACACAUGCAGGACCUUCAGGAGGUGACCCAGGAUCUUCACUAUGAAAACUUCCGCUCUGAACGCCUCAAGCAGGGUGGCAGGUUGUCUUCACAUGGUUACAUUCUCCCUCUGUCUCCUUCGAAAGGGGAAGAACAACCUCAGGAUAAGGACCAAAUCCUACUGGAAAAAGAGGCUGAGUUACGCCGCAUGCAACAGAUGAUUGCCCAGAUGCAGGCUCAAAUGCAGAUGCAAAUGCAGAAACCAGGUGGAGAAGGAGACUCCAGUCAGCAUGCCUAAACUGAAGAGCAAAUAAUGAAAAGUUCCACCGCCUUGAAGCAGUGGUGAAGGAGGAUUUGAAGUCUAGAGAACAUGGUCCUGGUAGCAUGUGGUGGCAGCUGAUUAGAGUGCUUAUAGUUCACAUUGCAGUGUUGUAACCUUAUUUCU
Messenger RNA from Mobula hypostoma (lesser devil ray), 1433 nucleotides. RefSeq names its product septin 2 (gene septin2). Bases 105 to 1286 code for a protein of 393 amino acids. Gene Ontology annotation, biological process: cytoskeleton-dependent cytokinesis; cell division; regulation of exocytosis. Gene Ontology annotation, molecular function: molecular adaptor activity; GTP binding; GTPase activity. The record is from RefSeq and is a predicted model, not a curated record. The transcript has 13 exons. Gene Ontology annotation, cellular component: septin complex; synaptic vesicle; cell division site. NCBI's taxonomy places the organism in Eukaryota, Metazoa, Chordata, Chondrichthyes, Myliobatiformes, Myliobatidae.